Dermacentor albipictus is the source of this 5072-nucleotide messenger RNA. RefSeq lists its product as uncharacterized. Gene Ontology annotation, cellular component: membrane. Gene Ontology annotation, molecular function: G protein-coupled receptor activity. NCBI's taxonomy places the organism in Eukaryota, Metazoa, Arthropoda, Arachnida, Ixodida, Ixodidae. The record is from RefSeq and is a predicted model, not a curated record. Gene Ontology annotation, biological process: G protein-coupled receptor signaling pathway; cell surface receptor signaling pathway.
ACACGUCGGCACUCGGCAGACGCCGAACGAGCUCCUGCGCGCGACUUCGAUACGCCAGCGAGCGCGGUCUGGGAACGCUCACAGCUGACAGGGAAUGCGCCGUGGGACAGUAUCCUCUGGCGCCUUCUUGACAGAGGACAAAGCGGACUGCCUCGAUACAUGACGCGCCUCGAUAGCCUGCGCGGUUACAGCGCGUCAACCGUGGGCGCCCCAGUGCGGAUUACACUGCUUUCGACCGGCCCGUAAUCUCGUCUCCCUCGAAUUGCGCCCAGUUGAGGAAUCCUCGAUCAGGCCAUGCUCCGGACAGCCACUAACGGAGAUCCGCCCUCGUGAGGUCCCGGGAUUCGACCUCGCGACUCUCUAUAAAGGGGUAGGCAGUGGACGGCGACCUACCGCUGCAGCAAAUGUCUCACCUGGAGCAUUUACCGGAACAUCUUGACACCGCUCGAGGAAGAUACAGCGCCCUUCAUCGCAGUACAGACAGGAGAUGCGGAGAAAACCGCCAUCAUUGGCCACCUUGGGGAAGGCGCCUGUCUCAGGUGUUCCUUCGACGCCACUGCUGAUCGCCUUCGUCGUGAUAGUGACAUGGCCGACCUGGGGUGCUUCCACAGUCUGUUACGCCAGCGGACUAAGCAAGGACGUCGGAGAGCCCUCCAAGAUCCAUCAAGGUGACUCUUAUAUCCUACCGCAGAAGCCGAACAAUACCGGCGUCGGUAAACAUAGCGGCAGCGGGUUUUUCCCGCCGAGGUGUCCGCUAACCGACUCGUGCAAGAACCGCUGCGGAGAUCCCUCGGACGAGGAGGAGUAUACGUGCCACUGUGACCCGUCUUGCGUGAAAUACGGCGACUGCUGCGUCGACGUCCGAAGGCACUGCUCGCUGGAGCCCUUGGCAGUCGACCAGCCCUCACUGCGCCCUCCCUGCGUGUACGAAACCGAUUUUCCGCUGGACCAGUCCUUCUACUACGUGUCCACGUGUCCCGACGGCGAAGACCUCAACAGCGACGACGAGGAAGACGACGUAAAGGUUUUGGGCGAAGACGGCAUCGUCUACGCGAAUGACGCGCGCGCUCGUUGCAACGGCGCGACAAAUGCCGUGCCGCUGGCUCUACUGGACGAUACAGAAGCAGAAAGCGGCAACCAUUCGACGCGCUACUUUGUCAGGACCUGCGUGCAGGCCGUUGGCACGUGCAAAAUUAGGAAUACGGUGUUUGGCGAGCGGAACCUGGAAGACUUGUGCGCGGCAUUCCAGGGUCCCGUGAGGUCGUUCCAGACGCCUAACCGGAAGCGGAAGCUCUACAAGAACGCCUACUGCGCGCUCUGCAACGGCGACGUGCCGGACCUUCGCUGUCCUGGCGGCGUGGCGACCUAUAGCCAAAAGGAAAUGGCGAGCUCGCUUUUCCAGGACACCAGAGAGAAGAGCCACGAGGCCACGGACGACAUUCCUUCGGCUUUUUCCAUUGUCCUUAACUUUGGUUUGGACGGAGUGGAGAAAUACAGGUUCUCUUCGGAAAGCAAAGAAACAAUGAUGCUCAAUGAGCAGCGAUGCAAGGAUGGGUUCAUUUGGGAUCCUUUCGCCGAACUUUGCCGGCAACUGUAUUGUGGUACACAGUUCACAUUGGUGAAUUCGAAGUGCAUACAGAAACCCCAGGACAGUGUAGAAAACAAUGUAACUAACGUGUCGCUGUUCAAAGUCAGGAGCGCCAACUAUAGCCGCAUUACGGUCGUCAUGAAUAUCAGUCUUGAUCGUUCCAGUGACGUACGCAUGGAUGACUUAAAGCAUUCCCUCACCAGCAGUUUUGUUGAAUACUACAACAUAUCUAAUGACAGAAUUAAAAACAUGGCCGUCACCAUAUUGUGGGACCCCGAAAAAGUGCACCAAUACCUAGAAAACUCGGACAGCGUGUUAGUUGUUGAAGAGGGUGACUACGCGUUUGAAGACGGCGACGUACCAGACCCUGCUAAUAGCAGCGGUUCGCCAGCGACUUUGAUUACGCACUUCGACCUUUACGAACCCACGAAAGAAGAUAUCGAACCUUCAAUAAGCUCGAUCAUCGAUUCCCUGGCGGGAAGCUUCAGCGUUAACUCGAUUCUGCUCAAAGAACUGAACACGACGGCAGCGGUGAGUAGCGUGCUGUCGAAGCCGCUUGUCCUCGACGACUGGUGCGGCGAGCAGGACGGAGGCAUAUGGCGCGAGUACUGGAACGACGAAUUCGUGUUCUUGCCCAGAACCGAGAACGGCACGGGCAUCGGCAAAGUGUACGUGAACAGGACUGGUCGAGUCUUCAAGACGGGAGACUUCGUGGCCAACGUGCUCAUCCGAGUCACCGGCGACCAGAAAUCGCCUGUGACCACGAACAGCAUCGUGGUCGUGUGCGACCGCGGAACAGGACUUCCCAAGUCGUGUCCCUGCAUCGACUUCAACACGACGCAGGUGAAGAUAUUCGAGAACAACACGCUCGUGCUCUACGCCGGACCUGGCUCUCUUUCCAUCACGUGCCGCCACUACCAGCUCAUGCCCUACGGAAAGGUGUGCCUCUGCUUGGACGAACUGCGACAGGAGCUCAGAAUCCGUGGCCAGCUGUUCGACGGACCAAUCAUGGCCCUCAUCAGUCUCGUGCUGAGCGUCAUAUCGCUGCUGUGCCUCGUGCUCGUGCUAACCACUUACUCGCUGUUCGCCGAGCUUCGCAAUCUUCCGGGAUGGAACAUCAUCUUUCUGACCGGCUCGCUCUUCGUCAUGCAACUGACUUUCCUGCUGAGCCAGCGGCAGUCCGUGCAGGGCGCAGCCUGUAGAGCGGCGGCCAUCGUCUGCCACUACACGGUCAUCAACUCCUUCUUCUGGAUGAACGUCCUAGCUUACGACCUGUACAAGACGUUCCGGACGAGUGGCAGCUCCAUGGGCGGCACACGCAAGGUUUCCCGUCACCUGCCGUUCUACGUGCUGUACGCCUUCGGCACGCCACUCGGUAUCGUGGGUACAUGCUUGGCACUGGACUACUUCGAUACCCUGCUGUCCCCGUCGUAUGGAUUGUUCGGCGUCUGUUGGAUCGUGAACAAACUGUCGGCGCUGGCCUUUUUCGCCGUGCCCGUGGCGGUGCUUCUCCUGCUGAACUUUGUCUUCUACGUCAUGACCGUCUACUCCGUGCAUAGCGUAGCCAGGCAGAAACCGGGCCCCGUCCUGCGUCGCCAUAGCGACAAGGGUCCGGCAACGGCGGCCACGUACGUGCGCAUGGCGACCGGCAUGGGCCUGACCUGGGUGUUCGGCUUCGUCGCGGCUUUCGUGCGCAGCUCAGAAGCUGCGAGGACAGCAUUCACCUACCUGUUCAUCGUGUGCAACACGCUGCAGGGCCUGUUCCUGUUCUACGCGUUCGUGUGCAACCGGAAGACGUACCACCUGUUCAGGGCGCUGUUCUGCAACGUGCGCCGAGGAGCCCGAGCCAAGCUCAGCACUUCCAGCUCCGUCAGCUCCGUCUCGACGGUCACCAGCCAGGCUAGCUUGGCUUCCGUGCGCUCCACGCAGUCGGCACGAACAGCCAACCAAUGAGCCGCCAGCGGCGAGUGCCUCUGAACUUGCGAAACGCGAAAGCGGCGUACGUAGGGCGCAUAUAUGCAAGAUGCAGAGUGUCGAGAACCUGCAGGUAUAUACAGGCGAAUGCACAAUCUACGCGGCGCAGGAUGGAUCAGUGUUGGUAUACAUUGCUAGAAAAGUUCGGAUGGACAAAGACGACAAAGAAGAACGCAGGAUGAGCGCAUUUCUGUCAACGAAAAGGUUUUGUUAGAGACGGGUCAAUGCGUGAAUGAGCGCCUAAUGCAACAAUGCCAUUCUCUGAAAGGGAACGUCAACUUCCUAUUUGUCCCUACAUCGUCGAGAUCGCGCGCGGCUGCCGGACCAAACCAAGAUUCCCUUUAAACACGUGAAACUGUCGAGGCAUUUUUUCCAUUGAAGACAAUUAACAAAAAUACGUGUGUGAGCCAAGAUUCUGUGACGCACCGUAUAUAUGGUGACAUAGCUUCGCUAAGGCCUGUUCUGGGCAGUGGCAGACAAAUCGGAAUGUAAUUCCACCUUCGUCUGCACCGCUGACAGGUUAUGGUCAUUUGGCAUGCGCACACGUUGUGCUUCAUAUUUAUAUGUCAGUCUCCAAUAAAACCCUUUCAGCUAAUUGAUAGAAAGCGCUCCCCCUCUUCGCGCUUUCCUAACAAUGAAUCCACACCAACGUGCCCAAUUCGCCAUUUUGUCGACCAGUGUUGGGCAUCCAGAUAGCUGUACUUCUACUACGAAGUGCUUCGCCUUCCAGACUAAAAGCGGACCAAGCUAGCGCUGCCACGUGGCUAACGUAAAUGAGCCAGAAACUGAUUUCACAAAGCUAUUCGCUUGCAAGAGCCGUCUAUCACUGGCCAGCCACUAUAGCUAAUAAUAUGGCCAACACUUCGAUUACCCAGCACCUACUCAGGAACUGUUCUGGUGCAACAGCUUUUUUUGCUGUUACCAACCCCUUUCGCAGCGUACCAACGGAAAACUUUGUGUUUAGCCGGGAGUUCUUUCCAGGCCUGUAUAGUUCAACCGCGAUAUAUAGGAAAGUCGUCAUUGUUGUUGUCGCAAGCGCAAACACGCACGUGCUCUGCUGCGACGAAAGUUAAGACACUUCUUUGUUGUUGUUUUUAACAUGCUAUGGAAUUUUGCGUGACAUGCUUUUAUAAUAUCGCCGUGCGGCACUAUACUGUACGACUAAGCCACUGCGGAUUCAGACGUAUACGCACUACACGCCACGCAAAAUUGCCGCUGUAACCUAAUGGCAGCCAUCCGCCUUAGUCUUUGAAUCGUUUAUUUUAUUUCGGCGACUGACAGUACGGUGUAAAUAUUUGUGUUAAGCGCAUGUCAGGUGUGCCUCAUUUUGGUCCAGUGGUGUAGAUAGAAGUGGAGCGACACACUGUCUUGACACAACAAUUAUGCUUCUGCAGAUGAGGACGCAGUGUGCCUUUUCGUACAGCGGCCGUGCUAUACUAAUUACUGUGAUCGACUAUGCAUCUGGUUUGUUGGUGUUUUGCAAGUUUUCAAUAAACAAUUAUAUACAUUC